Messenger RNA from Petromyzon marinus (sea lamprey), 3003 nucleotides. Its product is annotated as transmembrane protein 178A-like. The record is from RefSeq and is a predicted model, not a curated record. NCBI's taxonomy places the organism in Eukaryota, Metazoa, Chordata, Hyperoartia, Petromyzontiformes, Petromyzontidae. Gene Ontology annotation, cellular component: membrane.
ACACACACACAUAACGCACACGCACAAUAUAACGCACACACACACAUAACGCACACACUCAAAACGUGUUGAGUGAUUUUGCCCCCUAUCUUCGCCAACCGGCACUCACCAACGUGGUGAAGUAUGGUUAAAAAAACCCCACGUCGUCAUCCAGCAGGGAAUUCACAAAAGGCGGCGGUGGCUAUGCACGCGGCGUGAGUCCAGCCCAGUGGAGGCGAGGGUUGGUGGAUUACACAUCGGUCGUGAGACUCCCCGUGAGCCUGUCUCGCCAGGAGACGUCGGUACAGCAAAAGGUGGACUCAAAUCUCCAUCUGUUCCAUCUGUAUGGGACAGAGUUCCGCCGCUUCCUCGCGCGCGUGGGGUUUGCUCCAGGUGCUCCGGUUCCUUCCCACACAUAUAUAAACACCAAUUGGCGGAAAACAUCUGAAUAUACAAAGGACCACGGAUCGUGGGCAAUUGCUGGUCGCGCAGGCUCCUGGCGUGGGUGCCUUCCCGCGUGUCCAUGGGUUUUCGCGCGCCUCUGAGUCGUCCCCUCUCUCUUUCAUCCAGAGCGAGCAAAUACCGUGCACUUUAGAGGUGAACGUUCUUGUUGAAGGGCCGUGCAUUGUCAUACUACUUUUAAAUAUGACUUUCAAUCGUAGGGCAGGUCGGCCUCAAGGUUCUCGAUGCACGUGUAUAGACGCAACGAAGACACGCACAGACGCGCGCGCACACAGGGUAAGACACACGCACGCACACAUAGAUAAGACAAAGAUCCCCCGUGUAGUCUUAACAUACUUUUGGGAGCAAGUGCCGUUGGCGACAAUCGACAGACAGACAUACGCACAGACGCAGCACAUACGCGUACAGAGGCGCGCGUGCACACAAAAAAAAACAAAGAGACACGCACAGCAGAGACAACACACACACCAACACACCGCUCUAUGCCGCAUGCAGAUGCACACCGCUCGGAGCAUUUCUGCUCCCUCCUCGCGUCUCCCCGCCCCGCACACGCGCUCCCUCCCACGCGUGGCCCACCCGAGACUCUCCCUACCCCGGUGCAGUCCGCGUCUCUCCCCACACCAAGAUCGCGAGUCUCCGUGACCACGUGGAGCGCGCGGCGGGUUGAGCACUGGCGGCGCGCGGCACGAUCCGAGCACAGCGCUCCCUCCUGGAGCACACAAACACAGCUUGCAAUCCUCUCAACCAAUACACCGACACACAAGCACUUACACACGUUCACCAACACACGAGCACACCUGGCUAACACGCCUUACCUACACAAACUAACACACCGACAAACCGGACAUCCCACCAAAUACCCCCAAAAAACGUUCACACCCUACCAAUAUCCAACAGCCACUCAAAAAAUACAACCGAGCAACACCCAGCCCAACCAAAACAACCCACUACUCAACCAAUACGCAUAUUCACCAAACCAAGCAUGUAACUAGCACACAACCACCACACAACGACACACACAGACACCCCUAAACAGUACACACUACCCACAGCACACCCGACACACCGAACCAAGAUCCAACACUCGACCACAAACACCCAGCCCAGACACUCUCAACACACCACCACCACCACCACCACACGCCAGCAGGUAUCACCCUGCGUUCAGUAGCAUCAGUUGAAGGAGGAGGUGGUGGAGGAGGGUUUGAGAGGGGUUGGGCCAGCUGCAGGAGCGAUGGCCAGCUGCAGCGUGCCACAGGUGUCGGGCCUGUUGGCCGCGGGCAUGGCCCUGGUGCUGCUUUCCUUGGCCUUCGUGAGCGACCACUGGUACGAGACGGACGCGCGCGCGCACGCGGCGCGCUGCCGCGAGCGCCCGGCCGGGCCCUCCGCUCACGACCCCCCGGGGGGCUACAACCUCCCGCUGCGGGACCUGCCCGGCGUGCCACCGCAACACGGGGCACCUGGCAGAGAUGGCGGUGGAGAUGAUGAUCGUGAUGGAGGGCAACGAGUUGGCGCAAAGUCUGGACGAUCUGGAGGGCCCGGAGGAAGAGGAGGUUCCGGAGGGCAUUUGGGUGCUGGGGGCUCCAGGCUGUCUGGUAGGAGGCGGGACCCCCAGGCGCGUUUUGGAGGGGGGGCUCCCGUGGGCACUGGAGUGGUGGCGGACCCCGCGGGCAGGGUGAGGGACCCCGCCCAGGGGGGUCCCGGGGAGAGCGCGGGUAAGGAGCAGGAGCAGGAGGAGCAGCAGCAGGAGCCCGAGUGUGACCGCGCCGUCUUCUCGGCGCACGCGGGGCUGUGGAGGCGCUGCUACCGGCGCGGCCACGACCCCGAGCUGGACGCCCUCGUGCAGAAAGGAUCGCUGCGUCGCUGCGUGGCUGUCCGCUACAGCUCCUCCAGGAGGAGCCUGGCCAGGCAGCUGUCACACAACGCGACGAGACGCCUGCAGCAGGACGAGUGGCACCUCCUGCACCUACGGCGCAUCACUGCCGGCUUCCUGGGCAUGGCUCUGGCCGUGCUCGGCUGCGGGGUGGUGAUCGGGGCCUUGAGCUGCUGCUGGGAGCCCAGCCUCACGCAGCACGUGGCCGGCCUGCUCUUCCUCAUGGCCGGCAUCUUCUGCACCAUCUCGCUGUGCACGUGCGUGGCCACGGCGUCCCACGCGCUGCCCCGCGGCGUGGCGCGCGGGUUCGGCUGGGCCCUCGCGUGCGGGUGGUGCGGCCUCGCGCUCGCCCUGGCGGCCGGCUGCGUCUUCACCGCGUGCCCGGCCGUGCGGCGCAAGCGGUUCGCGUUCGUGCAGCCGGACCCCAUUGACGUGUCGCCCUGAGACGGCGCGCAGGGACGGCCAGGGGUGGAAGUGACGCAAGACUCGUAGACGCGACUGCCUGACGCCACGGCACUCUGAGGACCCAUUGACACCGCACACCUUCGUGGGACGCACGGACACACGCACGGACACACGCGCACACACACAAAGACAAAUGCAAUGAACCACCCGUAUAGCACGGGGCCAGCACCACGCCCGGCCGCCUUUGUCUCCCCAGUGGCGAUGUUUACGCACCGCACCAGGUA